GUGAUUGCCCAGAGUCAAAACAGCACAUCAUUGAGAGUCAGAAACCCAAGCCACCCUCCACUUCUGUGUCUACUUGCCUGUCUCCUUUCAGUGAAUUUCUGCAGGGAAGCUGAGCCUCCAGUCACCAACGAUGAAGAUUUUCAGUCAGCUGUUGGUCUUUCGAAGGUUCCUGCUCAUUCUCCUCACCCCACUGCUCUUGCUUCCACUGCCACUCAUCAUCAGAACCAAAGAAGCAGAAUGUGCCUACACCCUGUUCGUAGUUGCUAUAUUUUGGCUCACAGAAGCUCUGCCCCUGGCUGUUUCAGCAUUGCUUCCUGCACUAAUGUUCCCAAUGUUUGGCAUAAUGGCAUCCAAGCAGGUGGCAUCGUCUUAUUUCAAAGAUUUUCAUCUGCUGUUAGCUGGAGUAAUUUGUUUGGCAACGUCAAUAGAAAAAUGGAAUUUGCACAAGAGAAUAGCUUUGAAAAUGGUGAUGCUGGUGGGCGUAAAUCCUGCCUGGCUUACACUGGGUUUCAUGAUUAGCUGUGCCUUCUUGUCUAUGUGGCUUAGCAACACCUCUACUGCUGCUAUGGUGAUGCCAAUUGUAGAGGCUGUGGCUCAGCAGAUCAUCAAGGCUGAAGCAGAAGUUGAUGCUUUAGAGAUGACUUAUGCGAAUGGAUCCACCAAUCAGGCCUUGGAACUUGAUGAAAGUAUCAGUGAAUGUGAAGCCAGUGACUGGAAAGAGAAAACAAAACAAGCUAAUGGGUACAACAAUGAUAUGGAUCACACAGUGUGUAAGAUUGAAAAGGAAAAGCAGAAUCCCCCACCAGCUGAAACAGGAAGGAGAUACAGAACCCAGAAAGACCAUAUGAUGUGCAAAGUUAUGUGCUUAUCUGUUGCUUAUUCUUCUACUAUUGGAGGACUGACUACAAUCACAGGAACAUCCACAAAUUUGAUUUUUGCUGAGCAGUUCAAUACACGCUAUCCAGGUUGUCAGUGCAUCAAUUUUGGAUCUUGGUUUAUACUUUGCAUCCCCAUCACCAUUAUUAUUUUGUUGUUCUCCUGGUUCUGGCUCCAGUGGCUUUUCCUUGGUUUCAAUUUCAAAGAAAUGUUCCAAUGCGGCAAGGCAAAAUCAGCCAGAGAACAAGCCGCAGCCCAGGUGAUUGAAGACGAAUAUAAAAAGCUUGGACCAGUAAGCUACCCGGAGAUUAUUACUCUUGUCCUAUUCAUUCUAAUGGCCCUGUUGUGGUUUACUAGAGAUCCUGGAUUCAUCCCUGGAUGGUCUUCACUUUUUCCACAGUACAAAGGUUUUGCUACCGAUUCAACAGCUGCCUUACUGAUUGGCCUCCUCUUCUUUAUAAUUCCUGCAAAAAGAGUGUCAAGGACUUCAAAUGGAGAAAACACUUUUUUUGAUUAUGCUCCACUGAUUACUUGGAAGGAAUUUCAGUCCUGCAUGCCAUGGGAAAUAGCUAUUCUUGUUGGUGGAGGGUUUGCACUGGCAGAUGGCUGUGAGGAUUCAAAACUAUCAGUUUGGAUUGGAAGUAGAUUAACUCCUCUGGGAUCAUUACCAAUGUGGUUAAUUAUCCUAAUUUCAUCUUUGAUUGUCACUUCAGUGACAGAAGUGGCCAGCAAUCCAGCUACCAUUACAAUAUUCUUGCCUAUACUAGCACCUCUGGCUGAAGCUAUUCAUGUGAACCCACUUUUUAUACUAAUACCUACUACACUGUGUACUUCAUUUGCAUUCCUGCUACCAGUAGCAAAUCCACCCAAUGCCAUUGUAUUUUCAUAUGGUCAUUUAAGCAUUAUUGACAUGGUGAAAGCUGGCUUGGGCAUUAACAUCAUCGGAGUUGCUGUAGUUAUGCUUGCUAUUAUGACAUGGGUAGUACCCCUGUAUGACCUCUAUACAUAUCCAGCCUGGGCACCAGUUCUUUCUUCUGUGAAUAACACAGGGCCAUAGAAGCUAACUAGCCAGUGUUUGUUCUAAUUUUGCUUUUUAUAUCACUAUCAUAUAAUGAGUUACUAAAAAUACAGAGUGCUUCAGUGAUGAUAGUGAUCCAGGUUACUGUAAACACUAUUUCCCAGUCCAAAGGAUUGGCAGUCUGUUCUGGUGUUCCUAUUUGGAAAAAAUGCUAUAUGAGCAGGGACAUGAAAAAAACUAUCAAAGCUGAAUAUGUUUCGUAUCCAGUUCACCUAGUUCAGAUUGUAUUUUUUAUGUGUUUUGAAGGAACGUCUGUAAUGUGCACAUUCAUUAUGAAUAUCAAUGUACCCCUUUUUCUUAGGGUCAUAAAA
Messenger RNA from Gavialis gangeticus (Gharial), 2265 nucleotides. It is a transcript of the gene SLC13A1, whose product is annotated as solute carrier family 13 member 1. The transcript is spliced from 16 exons. Gene Ontology annotation, cellular component: membrane. The record is from RefSeq and is a predicted model, not a curated record. NCBI's taxonomy places the organism in Eukaryota, Metazoa, Chordata, Crocodylia, Gavialidae. Gene Ontology annotation, molecular function: sodium:sulfate symporter activity. Bases 131 to 1933 code for a protein of 600 amino acids. Gene Ontology annotation, biological process: monoatomic anion transmembrane transport.